Molecule: messenger RNA, 4072 nt
Organism: Moneuplotes crassus
Lineage: Eukaryota; Ciliophora; Spirotrichea; Euplotida; Euplotidae
Source: the annotation of a GenBank genome assembly
CAUGGAAGCACCCCACUUAUCUCUCUUGAGAGCCAGGUCUAAAUCCUCAAAUUCACUAAAUGAUUACACUGAACGGGAUGAAUUCAAGAAAAAGAAGAGAAUUAGGUAUUUUAGAAGAAAUUUGAUGAUUAAAGUGGCUUUUAAGGGAUUUAAAUUAAAGCAUUUGGGAUGAUUAUUGGAUGUAGGAAUGAUAAACAUCAAAGAUGCGAAAGUGACUUUAAAGUGAGAAAUCGAUCUGGAGAGAAAACUAAUAGGCAUAAAGAUUAUUCAACAAAGCUUCAAUAUGAUAAUUAUAAAACAAGAGAACAGAUGAUAAAGAUGUGUCAUGAAGAUUUGAAGCUGACUUUAAUAUCAUUUCAAAAAGAUUUAAUAUCUUCUUCAGGAAUUAAACUAGGCAAAGAUUAUAACUCGAAGCCUCUAUUUUCUGGAACUUAUACAAGUAAAGGAAAAGACACUAAAUCAAUUUUGGACCCCCACCCCACCCUCAGCUUCAACAACUACUCCCAAAUCAACUCAGCCGCCCUAUACCCCUCCAUCCCUCCCUCCCCCAAGCCCACCCUCCCGUCCUCUUCCAAAACCCCUACUUCCCAAUUCUCUUCAGUGAUCUCCCGCUUGGCCACCCUCUAUACCAAAUAAGUUAGAUUUGUUGGUACGGCAGAGAGAUAUUGAGUGGGAAAAACGAUUGGUGCAGAAACAGUUUGAUGAUAAUUUUUAUACGGAGAGUUAUGGUAAUAGUUUACUUAAGAAGCAAAUGGAGGAGAAUUUGACGACGGCGGAAGGUAGGAAGUUGUUCCAGAAGUUACUUACCUUACAAACAGAGAAUGAACAAUUAAAGAGGAAAAACGAAAGAUCUAAACAUAUCCUCUCCAGUAUAAGAUUGAAUUAUUUCAAGGAGAUCAACAAUCUCAGAGAGAUUAGCCAACCUUGGCGAAGCACACAGACAGUCAACGACUAUUUACAAGUGCGAUACUUUGUGCCGACCGAAGGUAUGGAUAAGAGUAUUGUCGAUAUUCUGAACACAAAGUUGAACGAAAUGAAGAAAGAGUACGACCAAAGAAUCUCAGCCAUCGCUGAUGAUCUCAAUGACAAGACUCUCAAAAUUCAAGCAUACCAAGAACUUGCUCCUUCUAGCUAUGGGCUCCUUGAUAUGAAAAUUGACCAAAUUUUAGAAGGAGUCAAAGCUAUGGAGAAAGAUCCCCAGAAAUUAUGGAAAUCCUUAACAAAAGCAUACACAAGACAAUUCUUCGACUCCAUAAUUGAGAGUGAAUACAAAGACUACCUUAAUGAAGUCUCAACUCGAGAAAUGAUCAGAAGUGUGAACAAAAUCAAAAAGGAGAUGAACGAACAAUUAAAUGAUGUCAGAGUGUCCAUGGAAGCUGAAAAGAAGUCCCUUAGAUAUCAGAUUAACAUGAAAAUAGAAGAGAAUAAUUACCUCAGAUCUUCAAAUAUAAAUCUCAUAAAUCGAGCCCGAAGAGAGGCCCACCUAGCAGCAGAGGAGAAGUUCCAGGAAAGAGUCAACCAGCUGUAUAAAAAGUUUGAUGAAGAAAAGCAUGAGCUAUAUGCUGAACUACAAUCCUUAAAGAAGUAUGCUGAAGAUCAUAAUUAUUUUAAAAACCAGAUGACUCUUAGACUAGCUCUUGUAAAAUUCCGAUACACCGUCCAAAUAAUGAAAGUUAAAGAUGGCCAGAAAGAGAAGCCUAUCAAAGACAUCACAGAUGACCUCCGGAGGGUGGUAAUGGGGAAACAAAUCGAAGAACACGAGGAAAGAAUGAAGGAACUCGAUGAGCUAAAAGAUCAGCAUGAUACCUUAAAAAUAAAGAACGCAAAUACUAUCUACAAAAUGCAUGAGCUGAGUGAGCAAAUCAAAUUAUUAGAGAAAUAACCUACAAGAAAUGCAGGAUGAGAAUGGCUCUCUCUCAAGCAUGCUCUCAAGAGAGCGCCAAAAUGUCAGGGAAAUGAAGCUUGAAAUACAAUCUCUGAGAAAUGGAGACAAAAUUAAUAAGGAAAUCAUCGAGGUCCUCGAACAUGAUAAGAUAGGGUUGAAAGAAAAAGUUGAGAGCUUAUCAAAGCAACUUGAACUAAAAGAUCCAGAAUUCAUCGGAGCAGGAGAUCUCAGAGACAAAAACAGUAAAUUAUAUGUUCAAAAAGCUCUCCAGCAGAUCAACGAUGAAAAAUUCGAAAAUAUGAAGAAAAUCAUCAGCGAAGAUACCAGAGAGAUCGGCACAAUUACAGAUACUCGAGGGAUUGAAGAUGAAAAUGAGUCAAAAGAGCAGCUUCCUAAAAUACCAAGAUUGACAGCUAUGACUCAAACAGAUAAAGAACUUUACAAGGAUAUGGCUCCUGACAUACCACUGAGUGAUAUCAAAGCGUAUCAUAAACUAAAUGCUCUUGAAAAAGAGAUCAAGCAGCUCAAGAAGAAGAAAGGCAUUAAAACUUCUCAUAGAAUGUAUAGCCCUUCUGAAAAUGAUGAUUCUGAAAUUUCCAGUCAGGAGGACUUUCCAGAUAUUAAGAUUCACAAGAAGAAAGCAACCAAGAAGCACAUCAAGCAUAAAUCGUCAAAGAAUACCAAGAAUGCCCUGAGAAUGGAGAAAACUUACAAAGAAAGUAAGACCAAAGAAAUCCAGCAUGUCAAUAAUGAAACUGAGAUUAACAAAGAAACUGACUCAGAGAUCUCAAGGCAAGAUUCAACUGAACGUCCUCACGAAGAGAUCAAAGAUGGGUAUAAUCUGAGCUUUAUGACUAAGGCAAAUUUCAGCUCUAAGCCCUCAAUGAUAUCAAAAAGAAGGUCAAAACCUCCUCCUGAUCUGACAGAGGAACAAAUAAAAGCAGCUGAGAUGGAAAUUGAUAAGAAGACAGUGACUUACAUCUUUAAACUUAAACAAAACAAUCCUCAGAUAAACCCUGAAAUAUUUGCAAAAGCAAUUGAGUACAUCAGAAUUGGUGCUAAGAAGAAGCUCCAGUUACAUCACUACGAAUCAGAAGAGCAUCAGAUGGCCAGACUUUACCCAGAGAAUCAACCUGAAGUAUUCGGCAGACUCUGGGAAGAAGUCAACAAAAGAAAACUAAAGCAACAAAAGCUCAAAAUAGUCACUCAAAAGCAAACAAGGCAAAUCUGGAUUAACAAACUGAAGGAUGUCAGAAGGAGUACCUGGAAUAGGCUUAUUAACACAAAAUCUGAGUAUUUUUCAGAUAUCAGCCGGUACAAAGAAAUUAAUACCAAAAAUAAUCCCAAAGGGAACAAGACUAUCAGGCUGAGCAAAAACUCGAAGCCAGAAAAUACAAGCAAAAUGCUGAGUGAGAGACCGCUAAAAUAUACGAAUAGUUCCUCAGGCAUUCAACCUAUAAUAAAUAAAGCCGAUAUAAACAUGCUAAAUCCUACAAAGAUGAGAGAGUGUUCGUUUAUUACAGAUUUUGUAAGGUCAAGAGUUGAUGACUCAUUCCAAGAGCACUCGAAAGAUAAUCAUAGUAGAACAGUCACCACCCAGACCGAAAUCAAAGGCAGAGUUUUUGAUGAAGUAGACGAUGAAAUACUUGAUGAAAUUAUCAACAAUUCAAUGAUGGAUAUAGGCUACACCGAAUUUUCAGAAUAUGAUAUAGGCGAACACUCAAAACAAGACCAAUCUCAUAACAUUUCUCUAUGGAAAAGGAGAAGGAAAUCUGAUAAUGCAGUAUUAGAAAAGAAUUCUUCAACCAUGAGCAAUAGAUCUAGCAGGCCAACAUUAGGUCCACUUUCACAAAGAAUUUCAUUAAAAAGGAAACGUAAAAGAUUCAACGUCGGCACAAGUAUGAACUCCUCCGUGGUCUUCACUAGAAGAAACAUUCAAAAACUUGAUCUUGAAGAAAAUAGCCUCUACAAUCAUUCCAAAAAUGAAGACUAUUCAGUAGAAGGUCUAAGUCUGAAAAAUCUCGAUCGCAAAAGAGAAGGAAACAAAAACCUAUUCGCUAAUAAGGGAAUUCCCGCCUUAAACAACUCAAAGGAAAACAACAACUCCACAAAAACAGGAAUAAUAGGAGAAAAUAGGGCUCAAAUCUCUGCUAUUUCAGUAAAAAUCAACAAAAACUAAUUCAAACA